AUGACAUUGAACUUAGCUAACAUCCCAAUCCUCACUAGAGGAAGUAAUUACAAGAAAUGGAGACGUGAUAUUGGAUUGCUAUUGACUAUAAAUGAGUAUGACAUUGCCAUUGAUGCUCCAAAACCAAUAAUCACAUACCAGAGUACUAGAACAAAGAAAGCAGACCAUGAAAGCUGGAUGAGAGUCAACAAGGUGGCACCCUCCAUCCUGGAAAGUGGCAUAAUUGAUACAGUUCGUGGAGGCAUCAAAAGACAUGAAUUAGCUGCUGAAUAUUUAAGUGCAAUUGACAAGAAAUUCAAGGAGUCUCAAAAGGCUGAAAUCAGUCAAUACAUGGCCUUACUGACAACCUAUAAGAUUGAUAGUACUGGUUCAAUUCGAGAUCACAUACUGAAGAUGAGCAAUGCUGCUAAGAAGUUAAACUCAAUGGAUGUUAAUAUUGGAGAAAAACAGUUGGUUUUCAUGAUUCUCCAGGCUCUUCCAAUCAAAUAUUCUCAACUGAAGGUGUCUUAUAAUACACAAGGCAAGAGUUGGGAUAUAGAUGAGCUCAUCGCACAAUGUGUUCAAGAAGAGACUCUGCAAAAGCAAGAAUUUUGUGCAAGGAGGAAAGAGGAAGAAAUUCAACAAUGCUGGAAAUAA
This is a messenger RNA of Malus domestica (apple), 636 nucleotides long. RefSeq lists its product as uncharacterized. The record is from RefSeq and is a predicted model, not a curated record. NCBI's taxonomy places the organism in Eukaryota, Viridiplantae, Streptophyta, Magnoliopsida, Rosales, Rosaceae.